Molecule: messenger RNA, 4116 nt
Organism: Sphaerodactylus townsendi
Lineage: Eukaryota; Metazoa; Chordata; Lepidosauria; Squamata; Sphaerodactylidae
Gene: RPS6KB2
Product: ribosomal protein S6 kinase B2
Exons: 15
Coding region: 304-1740 (478 amino acids)
Biological process (GO): protein phosphorylation; signal transduction
Molecular function (GO): ATP binding; protein serine/threonine kinase activity
Source: RefSeq, a predicted model, not a curated record
ACCAGAACCAGCAGAGGAGUUAAUUACGCUCCCCCUCUUGCUGGCCAGCUGGUCGAGUAGUCUGACAAGGAAGGCUGGACUAGAGGGACUGUUGGACGGCGGUCUUCUCACAUCGCCAAGAGAAUCCGCAUUCAAUUUCGGACCGGAAGUGCAGAGGCGUCCUGCCAUAUCGGCCUCGCUUUCUUGCUCUACUUCUACCAUGGACAGAAAAGCGGCUGACAAUGACGACAUAGUCGCGGAAGAAAAACGUCAGCUCAAGAGGCGGGCCUUCGGGAGGCUGUGGAUAAUCAGGGAAGCCCUGCGAUGGCCGGCGUCUUCGACAUCGACCUAGAAACGGAGGAGGGGAGCGACGGGGAGGAGCCUGAAUUGGGGGCCGCGGAGGCGGACCCGGAUUUUCGCAUCAGUGGCCCCGACCUGAUACCAGGACACUAUGAAGAAAUUGAAAUCUCUGAGAACAGUGUCAACAAUGGCCCAGAGCGCAUUGGACCCCAUUGCUUUGAGCUCCUUCGUGUUUUGGGCAAGGGUGGCUAUGGCAAGGUGUUCCAGGUACGGAAAGUGCAGGGAACAAAUGCUGGAAAGAUUUUUGCGAUGAAAGUCCUAAAGAAGGCCAAGAUUGCCUGUAGUGCCAAGUAUACAGCCCACACAAAGGCUGAGAGAAAUAUCCUAGAGGCCAUCAAGCAUCCCUUCAUCGUGGACCUCAUCUAUGCUUUCCAGACUGGUGGCAAACUCUACCUCAUUUUGGAAUGCCUCAGUGGUGGGGAGCUCUUCAUGCAGCUAGAACGAGAAGGCAUUUUCCUGGAGGAUACGGCUUGUUUCUAUCUGAGUGAGAUCAUCCUGGCUUUGGGCCAUCUGCACUCCAAUGGUAUCAUCUACCGGGAUCUCAAGCCUGAGAACAUCAUGUUAAACAACCAGGGGCACAUUAAACUUACAGACUUUGGACUUUGCAAGGAGUCUAUUCAUGAUGGUGCUGUCACCCACACCUUCUGCGGCACGAUAGAGUACAUGGCCCCAGAGAUACUGACACACAACGGUCACAACCGGGCAGUGGACUGGUGGAGCCUUGGUGCCCUGAUGUAUGACAUGCUCACUGGAUCGCCUCCUUUCACAGCUGAGAAUCGUAAGAAGACCAUUGACAAAAUCCUCAAGGGAAAGAUGGUGUUCCCACCCUAUUUAACGCCAGAUGCCCGUGACCUGCUGAAGAAGUUCCUCAAGAGAAACCCCAAUCAGAGGAUUGGGGGUGGCCCUAAUGAUGCUACAGAUGUUCAGAGGCACCCAUUCUUUCGACACAUCAACUGGGAUGACUUGCUGGCCAGGAGAGUUGACCCGCCCUUCCGGCCUUCUUUGCAAUCAGAAGAUGAUGUUAGCCAGUUUGACACACGCUUCACUCGCCAGACGCCUGUGGAUAGUCCUGAUGAUGGUUCCCUCAGCGAGAGUGCCAACCAGGCCUUCUUGGGAUUUACUUACGUAGCCCCAUCAGUAUUGGAAAGCAUCAAGGAAGGCUUUUCCUUCCAGCCCAAACUGCGAUCUCCACGCCGGCUGAACAGUAGUCCACGCACACCUGUCAGCCCAGUGAAGUUUUUACCCUUUGAGGCCUUCAAGCCAAGCACAACUGUGGAAAUGACAGAGGCGUCACCUCCUUCCCUCAUGCCUGUGCCAGAGGUUACUGCCCCACUGCCCAUCAAAGCGCCAUCAGGUGCUAAGAAGCAGAAGCAAAAAGGAGGCCGAGGAAGGGCACGGUAGCUGAACCAAUAAGGAAAUAAUUGGACUGUCUGCCUCCUCACGUGGCAUUGCUCUCUGCUUGCUGGACAGAGCUUGGCAGGGAAUAGGGCUGGACCACAGAGCCUUUUUAGCCCAGUUGAGGAACAUGUGGUCUUCCUGUUGCCAGGGCCUACCUUCCCUUCCAACUGCAGAGGCCUGUGGUGCUGGUGUUUUCCUGUUAUGGGGAACUAUCCCCACACGAGGUGCUUUCGAUGCAGUAUGUAAUGAAUUAUGGUGGGAGUGGAGUUGAGAAAGGACCCGUUGCAAGCCACCUGCUGGCAGCUGGACAUACCUGCCCCCUUCUAGCAGUGCGUGUACUUGAGGGUGCAUUGGGACUGGAAGGACUUUACCAGGGUUGUGGGUAUAGGGGAUGGCUUCCCUCACCGCUGCUGUAUCAGUGUCAAUUAAAAGCUUAGAAUUCACUAGGCAAAGGAAGAGCCCCUUUGGCAUUAGUGACUGGAAAUGACUUCCUAGGUGGAGUUGUACCCGCUCUAUAGGUCUUUAUCUUUCUCCUGAGCCCAGAAGACAGCAGGUACCAAAAGUUGUGGCCCUGUCCCCGCCCCCCGCCCCUUUAUGUUUGGUAAAUGAGCAAUACAAGGAAGGGUCUCUCCCACAGGCGACUGUUAUAGCAAGAGACCCCCUUAUUGGUGCAGGAAGUUUGCAGACAUGUUUUGUCUGCUUUAUUAUCACAAGGAAGGUGCAUUUUCAAAAUGAGCUGCUUCUUUUGAGGCAAGUGGGAGCAAGCAAAUGAAGUGGCAUAGUCACAAAGAGGGAAGACGGUUGAGUGGUGGCAGAUGAGGCUCUGCCAUGCACCAGGAUUGAGAUGGGGUUCAGUCUAUGGAAGGAAUCAGAGGUGGGACUGCUGCCCAACACUACUUCAGUCCAUAGUUGGCUUUGCAGAGAGUCUGGCUGUGCUUCUCUUGCUACUUCUAAAGGGUGGUGAUGUGGAAAUGCUUGCCACUGUCCUCCCAGGCUGCUGUCCCAGAGAAGGAAUGCAGAUCACUGAGUAAAGCCUCGGCACUGCCCUCUGCUGCCUUUGCACCCUCUUCCUUGCAAUGGUGCUGUAUCUCAGCCUCUUCUGGUGGCUCAGAGUUGAUGUUCUCAUUGAGGUCUUCCCGAUUUUCCUCCUCCUCCUGGUUGUCUUCCUGCUGGAGUUGCUCCUCUGCCUCCAUGUCCUGCUGCUGCUCUAGCUCCUCAAGCUCUUCCAUUCUCUGCUCCUCAUCCUGGCUGCUCUGGGGCAGCUCCUCCGGAGGUGGCUCCCCCCUGAGUGCCUGCCAUCGAUGGAUCAAGGCCGCUGCCAGACGUCGAGGGUUGUACCUCCCUUCCGAAUCACGGCUCAGCUUGCGCAAGGCUAAGAACAGUAACACAAGAAGGAACAACAGCAGACAGAAGAGAAGGCUCGCGGUGGUAGAACUGGAAUGACUGCUGUUGCCUUCCUCUGAAGCCUUUGUGUUCUUUGGGAAAACUGGAAACAGCAGGAGCAGCACAGGCAGAGCAUGGGGGAACUGGAGACCCUGCAAGAAGAGGGAAGCCGAAAUGAAUCAUUGUUGCUGGGAGGCCAUUGCUAACGCACAAUCCCAGUUAUUCUCUUGUCACCUCCAGACAUCUCACCAAAAAUGGGUGAACCUUUGAAUACUGCGCUUAACUCCUAAUUACGCAGUGUUAAUGGGAUUCUGCUAGAGAGUCUGCUGAUAGGGGGAGGGGUAUAGAUGGGCAUUGUGGAGAGCUGUAUGAAAUUGUGACACUUUAUGACUACUGAAAGCCUCUUUGUGUUUGACCAGAAAUGUGUCUUUAGCAUUAAUUCAGCUAGGAAGGCUGGCAUCAUAAAAUGAGAAUGAAUUGCAAUCCUAACAGUACUUUUCUGGCUUCUAUUGGAUGCUGUAGUAGACUUGAUAAUAGAAGCUUGACUGCCUCACCAUGGCUUUAUAGACUGCCUACUCUUUCCUAUUUGCUAUUACUCAAAGAAGUGAGAGAGGGUGGUUUCAGGAUAUGGCCCAUCUCUGCAGUCAAGUUCCACAGUAAGGCUUUCUCCCCAUGACACUCAGGGCAGUGUGUAUUCUAUGUCAAAAAGAAAAUUAUGUGCCAAGAAAAGCUUAAUGGUGUGAGCUGUAUACAUUAUGCAAAUUAAAAAAGCAUGUAUGUUUUACAUAAUUUAUUGUGGUAUUGUUAGUCUGGGGGAGAUGUGAGGAGCUGUGCCAGGUUCUGAAACCCCAUCCUGGGCUUCAGAAAAUGUUGUUCAGACACUCUUUUGGGAUUUGAAAAUUGAGUAGGCUUUGUCUACUUGCUUUUUAGAUUUAUGGUUGUGAAGAUAUGCUCAAAACAUGCUCUUUAAAGAAAUAAUAAACUAUUGCGAUUCUC